This is a messenger RNA of Galleria mellonella (greater wax moth), 2682 nucleotides long. It is a transcript of the gene Cpsf73, whose product is annotated as cleavage and polyadenylation specificity factor 73. Gene Ontology annotation, molecular function: RNA endonuclease activity; 5'-3' exonuclease activity; RNA binding. The record is from RefSeq and is a predicted model, not a curated record. Gene Ontology annotation, biological process: mRNA 3'-end processing by stem-loop binding and cleavage. Bases 266 to 2323 code for a protein of 685 amino acids. Gene Ontology annotation, cellular component: mRNA cleavage and polyadenylation specificity factor complex. The transcript has 16 exons. NCBI's taxonomy places the organism in Eukaryota, Metazoa, Arthropoda, Insecta, Lepidoptera, Pyralidae.
AAAAAAAACGAAUAAGUAAAUAGCACUCUAAUAUAACCUAAAUAUAAUUUUGAUUUAUCUCAUAAGUGUUUAACAAAAUAUAAUUUAAAGAAAAACAACACCUGAUUAUUUGCUGUGAAGAACAGGAAACUUAAACAGAAAUAAUUAGUUGAACAUUUUCAUUUAUCUAUGUUUUGUGACCGAUUAAUGUGUAUUAACGAUUAAGAAAUAUUUGAUAGUAAUUUUUAUUUUUAAAAUUGUUAUGAGUAUUAAGUUCUGAACAACGAUGACUACUAAUCCAAGGAAAGGCACAGACCCGGUGCCUCUGGAGGAGAGCGACCAACUCACUAUUAGACCUUUGGGUGCAGGUCAGGAAGUGGGAAGAUCAUGUAUAAUGUUGGAGUUCAAAGGGAAGAAAAUUAUGUUGGACUGUGGUAUCCAUCCAGGGUUAUCCGGCAUGGAUGCAUUACCAUUUGUAGAUUUGAUAGAAGCUGAUGAAGUGGAUUUACUACUUAUCUCACAUUUCCACCUGGAUCACAGCGGAGCACUGCCCUGGUUCUUGACGAAGACCUCGUUUAAAGGCAGAGUGUUCAUGACGCACGCCACAAAAGCUAUUUACAGGUGGCUCGUAUCUGAUUACAUCAAAGUUAGCAACAUAUCUACAGAACAAAUGCUAUACACAGAGUCGGACCUGGAAGCGUCCAUGGACCGUAUAGAGACAAUAAACUUCCACGAGGAGAAAGACGUCCGCGGAGUGAGGUUCUGGGCUUACAACGCCGGCCACGUGCUGGGCGCCGCUAUGUUCAUGAUUGAAAUAGCCGGUGUUAAGGUGUUAUAUACAGGUGAUUUCUCGAGACAGGAGGACAGACAUCUGAUGGCCGCCGAAAUACCAACUGUGCAUCCCGAUGUCCUUAUUACUGAGUCGACGUACGGCACGCACAUCCACGAGAAGCGCGAGGAGCGCGAGGGCCGGUUCACGGGGCUGGUGAGCGACAUCGUGGCGCGCGGCGGCCGCUGCCUCAUCCCCGUGUUCGCGCUCGGCCGCGCGCAGGAGCUGCUGCUCAUACUCGACGAGUACUGGUCGCUACACCCCGAGCUGCAGGACAUCCCGAUUUACUACGCGUCGUCGCUCGCCAAGAAGUGCAUGGCGGUGUACCAGACCUACAUCAACGCCAUGAACGACCGCAUCCGCCGCCAAAUCGCCAUCAACAACCCCUUCGUCUUCCGGCACAUAUCCAACUUGAAGGGCAUAGAUCACUUCGAGGACAUAGGGCCGUGCGUGAUCAUGGCGUCGCCGGGUAUGAUGCAGUCUGGGCUGUCGCGCGAGCUGUUCGAGAGCUGGUGCACUGACCCCAAGAACGGCGUCAUCAUUGCAGGGUACUGCGUGGAGGGCACGCUCGCCAAGACGAUACUGUCGGAGCCGGAGGAGAUCACGUCCAUGUCGGGGCAGAAACUGCCGCUGAAGAUGUCCGUGGACUACAUCUCGUUCUCCGCGCACACCGACUACCAGCAGACGUCCGAGUUCAUUAACAUACUGAAGCCGCCGCAUGUGGUGUUGGUGCACGGCGAGCAGAACGAGAUGUCGCGGCUGAAGGCGGCGCUGCAGCGCGAGCACCGCGGCCGCCUGCAGCUGCACACGCCGCGCAACACGCAGCAGCUCGCGCUCACCUUCCGCGGCGACAAGACCGCCAAGGUGAUGGGCUCGCUGGCAAUGGAGCCACCCAAGCCCGGCAACCAGCUGCAGGGCAUCCUCGUGAAGAGGAACUUUAAUUAUCACAUACUGGCGCCGUCGGACCUUAACAAGUACACGGAGUUGAGCCAGUCGGAGGUGACGCAGCGGCAGUCGAUCCACUACGCGGGCUCGCCGGCGCUGCUGCGGCACGUGGUGGUGCAGCUGGCCGGCCACGUGGACUUCCUCUCCGAGACGCGCUGGCGGCUCUACGGCUGCAUCGACCUCUCCAUCGACAACAACAUGAUCACGCUCGAGUGGCAGGCGCAGCCGGUGUCGGACAUGUUCGCGGACGCGCUGGUGGCGGCCGUGCUGGCGGCCGCCGCGCUGCCCGCGCCGCGACACCUGCCGCUCGCGCCCAAGCUCGACCGCAUGCACUUCAAGGAAUGCGUGAUAGAGAUGCUGCAGGAGAUGUUCGGCGAGGACUCGGUGCCGAAGAUGUUCAAGGGGGAGAAGCUCUACGUGCAGGUGGACGGCAAGCGCGCGGACAUCGACCUCCUAAAUAUGGAGGUGACGUGCCCCGCAGACGAGUCCCUAGAACGCGUGGUGCAGUGCGCCAUCACCAAGUUGUACUCCGCGCUGGCCCCAGUGAAGCCCCCGCCGCCGCCGCAGUAGCCCAUGACUUAUUAAUCUACUCGCCUCAUCUGCUGAUCAGACCCUGAUCCUGGUGGCUUGGAGCCACGCCGAUCGUUCGUGUUCCUUACUGACAAUUCUCCAUACCGAUGGAUACAGUAUACCACCAUCUGUGCUAAUUCCGUUAAAAGAAACGUCGUAUAAAUAUUUUUUUUAAAUAUUAAGAACAAGAAGAUUAUAUAGUGAUAUAAUUUAAUAGUUCUUUUUAAGUGUUCGUCUGUAUAAAAUUGUCCAGGAGACAAGAACAAGCGGAAAACAAACCAGUAAUGUGCUGUGACAAGACUGUUCUAUUGUGUAAUUGUAGAAUGUAAGACGAAAUGAAUAAAGAUAUUUUUAUUUCA